AUGGACAUGAGAAAUGAGUCUGCUAUGGAUGGUGAAUCAAGCAAAGGAAUGAAUAAGCAUGUGGUUCCCGUUCCUCACGUUCCUAAAACUAACAAUGAACAAGCACCCUCAGCUGAUGAAGUGAUUUCUGAUCAUCAAAGGCUGCUGGAAAGACUGGAAUUAUAUUAUCUAGAAGAGAAUGAGGUGAAAGGAGAUGGCAAUUGUCAGUUUGGUUCUCUAUCAGAUCAACUCUAUGGUGAUCCCAAGCUCCAUGAGCUUAUAAGAGAAAAGGUUAUCGAACAGCUCAAGUCUCAACCACGACUUUACGAAAAUUUUGUCCCUAUGUCUUAUGAUGAAUAUUUGAAGAAAAUGAGCAAGGUUGGAGAAUGGGGUGAUCACGUGACAUUGCAGGCUGCAGCAGAUCGGUUUGGCAUAAGGAUAUUUUUAAUUACUUCGUUUAAGGAUUCAUUUUUCAUUGAGAUUCUCCCCCGCAUUCAGAAGUCCGAGAAAGUUCUUUUGUUGAGCUUUUGGGCAGAGAUCCAUUACAACUCAGUUUAUCCAAAAUCAGAUGUGCCUGCAUCUAGAAAAGGGAAAGACAAGAAAGGAUCAACUUCCAUUCAAUCCAAACAUGCAGAAGAUAAACACCGAAGUGAUGAGAGCCAGACUCAACAUCGUAAAAGACUUGCCUGGUGGGAAAAGUAUGUUCCAUUUCUUAGACAACAAGCAAAGCCGGCCAAGUCUUUAGAGAAUAAUUGUCGGAAAGAAUUUGGGAAAGACAUUUAA
Molecule: messenger RNA, 762 nt
Organism: Corylus avellana
Lineage: Eukaryota; Viridiplantae; Streptophyta; Magnoliopsida; Fagales; Betulaceae
Source: RefSeq, a predicted model, not a curated record